AUGGCGGACGCGGACACGGGCGGCGUGGAGCCGGUCAAGAUCUACGAGAACACAUUCCGCCUGGAGCCCACGGAGGAGCAGCGGUUCAAGCCGUCGGUUGCUGUCAAUGCGAUGAAGGAGACGCUGGAGGCCAGCAUGUCGUACACGCUGGAAAAGGACGAGGGCGGGCAGUACGUUUGGGAGUACGACCGGGAAGAGGCGGCCGACGUUGCGAAGGAGGUUUCGCAAGAGUGCACUGCGAGGGUGAAGGCGGCGUUGGGCGAGCAGCCGAGGUAUAAGCUCAUCUGUCAUGUUGUCGUCUCGGAGAAUGUCCAGCAGUCGUUUCGCGUCUCGUCGCGUUGCCUGUGGGACAAG
Molecule: messenger RNA, 354 nt
Organism: Emiliania huxleyi CCMP1516
Lineage: Eukaryota; Haptophyta; Isochrysidales; Noelaerhabdaceae
Exons: 4
Biological process (GO): microtubule-based movement
Cellular component (GO): cytoplasmic dynein complex; cytoplasm
Molecular function (GO): dynein intermediate chain binding
Source: RefSeq, a predicted model, not a curated record